Molecule: messenger RNA, 984 nt
Organism: Cyphellophora attinorum
Lineage: Eukaryota; Fungi; Ascomycota; Eurotiomycetes; Chaetothyriales; Cyphellophoraceae
Product: D-arabinitol 2-dehydrogenase [ribulose-forming]
Exons: 1
Coding region: 1-984 (327 amino acids)
Cellular component (GO): intracellular anatomical structure
Molecular function (GO): oxidoreductase activity, acting on NAD(P)H, oxygen as acceptor
Source: RefSeq, a predicted model, not a curated record
AUGUCCGUUUUCACACGGUUCCUGCCGUUGACCAGACGGACGGCACCGCGAGUCCUGUGGUCCAGGCAACCACCGUCACCACUCAUACCACGACUUCGGUGCAUCAAUUACCAACGUUCACUGUCUACGACCACCAUCCACCGCACAAGCGCGUCCAGAGCUACAUCAAGCACCCCAGAAGCCCAGCCAGCGCUUCCAGAAUUCAAUCUCACCUCCAAAACAAUCCUGGUCACCGGCGCCGCUCGCGGCUUAGGCCUGUGCAUGUCGCAAGCGCUCCUCGAAGCCGGCGCAACCGUCUAUGCACUCGACCGCCUCCCACCAGACCAACAGUCCCCAGACUUUGCCCACAUCGCCUCUCGAGCCAGCUCUGAGUUCGACACCUCCCUGCACUACCGCCAAAUCGACGUCCGCGACGUCGACGCCCUCAACUCAACCAUUGAAACUAUUGCCGACACAGAAGGUCGCAUUGAUGGCCUUAUCGCCGCCGCCGGCAUCCAGCAGGAGACACCUGCGCUGGAUUACGCUCAAGCGGACGCAAAUAGGAUGUUCGAAACGAACAUCACCGGCGUGAUGAUGACCGCGCAAGCCGUCGCCCGCCAAAUGAUCCGCCUGAAGCAAACCAAAGGCUCGAUGGCGUUUAUAGCGAGCAUGUCCGGCACCGUUGCGAAUCGCGGCCUCACUUGUGCCGCGUACAACGCGAGUAAAGCGGGUGUGGUCCAGCUAGCGCGGAACCUGGCGAGUGAGUGGGGAGGCCAUGGCAUACGGGUGAAUACGAUUAGUCCGGGGUACAUUGUGACGCAGAUGGUGGAGGAGUUGUUUCGGAAGCAUCCGGAGAGGAGGGACCAGUGGGCGCGGGAGAAUAUGUUGGGGAUGUUGAGUCGGCCGCAGGAUUAUAGGGCGGUUGCUGUGUUCUUGAUGGGUGAUGGGAGUCGAUUUGUGACGGGGGCGGAUUUGAGGAUUGAUGGAGGGCAUGCUGCUUGGUAG